This is a messenger RNA of Equus quagga, 795 nucleotides long. It is a transcript of the gene C7H16orf82, whose product is annotated as chromosome 7 C16orf82 homolog. Lineage: Eukaryota; Metazoa; Chordata; Mammalia; Perissodactyla; Equidae. The transcript is spliced from 4 exons. Bases 1 to 795 code for a protein of 264 amino acids. The record is from RefSeq and is a predicted model, not a curated record.
AUGAGGAUCAGUUCCCCCGAAAUUCGUAAGCGUGAGGAACUGCUCAGCAAGCAGACAAGCCACAUCCAACAUUCAGAAGCCUCCCAGGGCCCCCUCCUCCUGGAGAAACCAAUUCAGGUGCCCCCUACUCUCCUCCAGGAUAGAAAAGGGGAUGCUUUCACCUGGGAUGCCCAGAGCCAAGAUCCAAGCCUACAGUCACCUGGCUUAGAGCCCCAGCCACCAGUGGGACUGUGCCAGGACGCGAGAGCAACGCAGGACCCCCUGAGAGCUUCCAGGGGUAACCUGGGAAGUGUCCGCAGCAAAGAGAGCAGCGUGACGAGCUGCAGCCUGGAGAAAUGCAGUAACGUCAGCCGGCUGAGCAGCGGGUACGCGGGGGACGAAGAGAACAGCAAGGUCAGCUUGAGGGGCAGCCGUCGGAUCGUGCGGCUGAAGAGAAGGCUGAACACCCAGGCGGCCGGUGCCCAGAUCAGCCAGCCGUGCGCCACCUUCUCUCGCAGCCAGUUACAGAGCCGGCUGGCCAGCCAGGCCAACAGCACCACGCAGACUGGAGGGCAAAACCAGGCCAGCAGCUGCCAGAGCCUCCAGGUAGACGGCAAUGUGCAAAGUGGGCUGAAGAGCAAUACCAGCCUUCAGGAGAACGAGACGGGGGAGGACAUGAAAGCCAGCGACCAGGUGGCCAAGGGUCUCUGGCCCCCCAGGGCGGGUGCCACGCCCCAGCCCCUCUGUGUCCCCGAUGGCCACUGCCAUGUCAGUGGCAUCGACGACUGCCACAUGAAUGAACGAAUGAAUGAAUGA